Molecule: messenger RNA, 339 nt
Organism: Pocillopora verrucosa
Lineage: Eukaryota; Metazoa; Cnidaria; Anthozoa; Scleractinia; Pocilloporidae
Source: RefSeq, a predicted model, not a curated record
AUGCUGAAGUUGAGAUGUUGGCUCAACGGAAGUAUCUGGAAAUUCAAAGGACCCGUGCUGGCCAUGCUUCUGGCAAACCUUGCGGUCUUUGCUGUUGUUCUGCGCGUGAGCUUUGGCCGAAUUGGACGCAGGAAUUAUGCGCAGACCACCAGGAAAGGACUAAAAGCAAUUUUCGCUUUGCUUCCAUUGCUGGGUGUGACGUUUUUGCUUGGCUUCUUUGUUGAUUUUCACGUUACUGUGGAAUAUGCCUUUGUUUUAUUGAAUUCCAUCCAGGGUGUGCUGUUCUUUAUCUGUCACUGUGCAUUUGAUGAUCAGUCACCAGAUCUUGAGCGAAUCUGA